CCCGCCGGCGUCCUUUUGUCAGCGCGCGCGGCCAGGAGAGCUCGCAUUUCCUCCCAGCCUCGUGCGGGAAAUGGAUUUAAUUCUGACGGCCGGGCUGUGAGGCACGCGCGGCAACGAAAGCCUUUUGUCAAGGAGUAGCCGCCCCUGUUGUCCGUAAUUACCACUGACGCGGAGGAGCUGCACUGCUGGCGGAUUUGCAAGCAGCUCUGACAAGUGCUGGGCUGCAGGAUGGGUAGAAAACACUGCUCUGCAGAUUAGCUGGGUGCAUUCAUUAAGCAGAUCCCCCAAAGAGAAAACAGCAAAACGAACAAAACAACCACCCACACUGGAAGACCAGAGAUGGAUAAGAUGCCGAGGAGUUUUCAGCCACGUGUUUGAAAUCCUGUAGAUGUGGUCAGCGUCCCUGAGAGCAGAGUGGGGUGCACAGGCCAAGUGCUGAGAAGAGGCAGCCUGGGACAAGGCUGAGCCAGCCUCUUGGGCUCCGGGAGUGGAUCGUAAACCCACAAGGACGAUGAGUGAGGAGACUGUCCCCGAGGCUGCUUCCCCGCCGCCCCCGCAGGAGCAGCAGUACUUCGACCGCUUCUCUGAGGACGACCCUGAGUACCUGCGCCUUCGCAGCCGUGCGGCGGACCUGCGGCAGGACUUCAACCUGAUGGAGCAGAAGAAGCGGGUCACCAUGAUCCUGCGGAGCCCAUCUUUCAGGGAGGAGCUGGAGGGCCUCAUCCAGGAACAGAUGAAGAAGGGGAACAACUCCUCCAACAUCUGGGCUCUGCGGCAGAUCGCGGACUUCAUGGCCAGCACCUCCCACGCUGUCUUCCCAACAUCCUCCAUGAACUUCUCUGUGGUGACGCCCAUCAACGACCUCCACACAGCUGACUCCUUGAACCUGGCCAAGGGGGAGCGGCUCAUGCGGUGCAAGAUCAGCAGUGUCUACCGGCUCCUGGACCUCUAUGGCUGGGCUCAGCUGAGUGACACCUAUGUCACGCUGAGAGUCAGCAAGGAGCAGGACCACUUCCUGAUGAGCCCGAAGGGAGUUUCCUGCAGCGAGGUCACAGCUUCCAGCCUGAUCAAGGUGAACAUUCUGGGCGAGGUGGUGGAGAAGGGCAGCAGCUGCUUCCCAGUGGACACCUCUGGCUUCUGUCUGCACUCGGCCAUCUAUGCAGCCAGACCCGACGUGCGGUGCGUCAUUCACCUGCACACGCCAGCCACGGCGGCGGUGUCGGCCAUGAAGAGUGGCCUCCUGCCCGUCUCCCACAAUGCGCUGCUGGUGGGGGACAUGGCCUAUUAUGACUUCAAUGGCGAAAUGGAGCAGGAAGCUGAUCGGAUCAACCUGCAGAAGUGCCUUGGACCCACCUGCAAGAUCCUGGUGCUAAGAAACCAUGGAGUGAUUGCCCUCGGUGACACUGUGGAGGAGGCGUUUUAUAAGAUCUUCCACCUGCAGGCUGCAUGUGAGAUACAGGUGUCUGCCCUGUCCAGUGCCGGGGGAGCAGAGAACCUCAUCCUCCUGGAGCAGAAGCACCGACCCCAUGAGGUGGGCUCUGUGCAGUGGGCAGGGAGUACCUUUGGGCCCUUGCAGAAGAGCCGGCUGGGGGAGCAUGAGUUCGAGGCCCUCAUGAGGAUGUUAGACAACCUGGGUUAUAGAACGGGUUACACGUACCGCUAUCCCUUCGUUCAAGAGAAAACCAAACACAAAAGUGAGGUGGAGAUCCCAGCCACGGUCACAGCCUUUGUGUUGGAGGAGGACGGUGCCCCAGUGCCCAUGCUACGGCAGCACGCCCAGAAGCAGCAGAAGGAGAAGACGCGCUGGCUCAACACCCCCAACACCUACCUGCGGGUCAGCGUGGCUGACGAGGUCCAGAGGAGCAUGGGCAGCCCCCGACCCAAGACCACAUGGAUGAAGGCUGACGAGGUGGAGAAAUCCAGCAGUGGCAUGCCAAUACGGAUCGAAAAUCCAAACCAAUUUGUGCCUCUCUAUACCGACCCCCAGGAAGUGUUGGACAUGCGGAACAAGAUUCGAGAACAAAACCGACAAGAUGUGAAGUCAGCAGGGCCUCAGUCCCAGCUCCUGGCAAGCGUCAUUGCUGAGAAGAGCCGAAGCCCGUCCACAGAGAGCCAGCUGAUGUCCAAGGGUGACGUGGAUACCGAAGAUGAUUCAGAGGAGACGGUGCCCAACCCCUUCAGCCAACUCACUGACCAGGAGCUUGAGGAGUACAAGAAAGAGGUGGAGAGGAAGAAUCUAGAACUUGAUGGAGAGAAAGAAACCACCACAGAGGAGCCUGGCUCACCUGUAAGGUCGGCACCUAUUUCUCCGGUACAGAGUCCAGCAAAGUCAGAGACGAAGAGCCCUGUGCUCUCUCCUGCCAAGUCUUUAGACGAAGGUGCUAAGAAGACAGAAACAAACAGAGCCACCACAGAGCCUGAACCAGCACAGCCAGAAGGAGUGGUGGUCAACGGGAGGGAGGAGGAGCAGACCACGGAGGAAACGCUCAGCAGAGGCCUCAGCCAGAUGACCACCAAUGCCGACACGGAUGUCGACACCUCUAAGGACAAAACCGAGUCGGUCACCAGUGGCCCCAUGUCCCCAGAGGGCUCACCUUCCAAGUCUCCUUCCAAGAAGAAAAAGAAAUUCCGAACCCCAUCCUUCCUGAAAAAGAGCAAAAAGAAGGAGAAAGUGGAGUCCUGAUUCGUACACCCUUGGGCUCCCACCUGUAUCUGCUCUCUCCUCCCUUCCCUUCUCCCAUCUCUGUCCCUGGAAGCACAGAGCCAAGGAAGGAUAGAAUAGGACCCUGGACCACUCUCCAAGGGGGAACUUAGAUCACCUGACCAAACCCUCAUUUUACAGCUGCCCCAGAGAAAUCAGGUGACUUUCCCAAGGUCACACAGCUAGUUAGUGGCAGAGCCUGCACCAGAAUUCAAGGCUCCUGGCUCCCAGUUCAGUGCUCUUCCCACUACAAAACACUGCCUAGUUGUGGACUGCCUUUGUGAGGAUGCUGCCCAAGUGGGCUGCAAACUCUCCCGGGCUCAGACUGAAUCAGACAGGUUGGGGCUUCCCCCAAGCACGUUCCUUCGCACAGAAACCCAGUCUCUUGCUAAUGGAGUUGUCUCCAUGUUUAGAAAUCUGUCUUUUCUGUAGGGUCCCUGCCCUGCUGCUCACAGUAACCAGACAAACUGCCCCAUCCCCUCCACCAGAAGUUAAUCCUUGUUUCCAAGGGCUGAUGGCUUAGCUUGUGCUUCUGCAACCACUAACCCUGAGCUUUCUUCAUGGAACCUCCUGAAUGACAGAUGGAAGAGUUGUAAGAGUUGGCAGACAUAAAGACAAGCCAGGUCAGCCAUAGUUGGGGGAUAGUUUAAUCGACAAAAGGAGCCAGAAAUUCGACCCAUCUGAAUUGUGCAUCUCAGGCGCUUCAAAAGUAAAACCAAAUUCAGCUUAGAGAAAAGUUGUCUCAUGCUCAGGGCAGAAAUAUGGGGAAAUUUAGAUCCUCUGUUGGCUUUGGGUUGUCGAAGGGGGAUCAAAACAGCACAGGAAAUGCUAUGUCUCUCCAGUUUUGCAUGACAGGUGCCAUGGUGUGGCUCUACCUGUCCCACUCCCGUUCAGAGUCAGGUAUCCCCUGACCUUCCCGCAGGCCUGGAUGCAUUGGCGCACAGACUGGAAUGGGCAUCUUACCCGUGAUACCUUAACUUUGGCUCCUUUGGGUUCUGACUCAGUCACUCUGGGUCCAGCAGAGGAGGGUGUGACGAGCCCUUUGGGAAUAAUCCUCUUGGACCAGCUGUCAGAGAAAUUCUUGGGUGUCCCGGCUCUGUCAUCGUCUGUCCAUCCUGGGGCUUUGUAUUAACCACAGCCAUUGUUGCGAAUUCCGACACUGUCUUUUCAUAUCCUUCCAUGGGGCACUGAUUAAUCAACAUUGUUGGCUCCUCAAAAACAGACAAUCUAUUCUCUUUAAAGCACAGUGUCUUUAAAGAAUAUUUUCCCCUUUUGUCCUGAUAAUUGUAAAACUAUUUCUGAAAGUUCUUAAUCAUAGUGUUUCAUUUUUGAGCACUUAUUAUAUAUAGAGACACUGUGUUCAGGCUUUACAUACAUCAUACCCUUUGACCGUCACAAUAAUCCUGUGAUGUGGACAAGAUUAUUCUGAUUUUAUGGUUAAGGAAACUGAGCUCCAGAAGGACAACUGACUUGUUCCAGGUGACUUAUCUAGAAAAAUCGGGAGCCUGGGUUUGAUGCCAGGUCAGUCUGAAUCCAGAGCUUUUGCUUUUAACAACUGUGGUGAUCCUUUAAUCCUUUAAUCUCCAGUAGUGGUGGUUUUAGCCCAAGACCCGCUUCUAGGACUAUCUCCUCUGCAUAGUGUCAGCACUGGAAAUGAAGGUAGGAAACAACCUGCGUUUUCCCUCAUCACAUUAAAUCCCUGAUUAAUGUGGACUGCGGUAAGGCCAGUGUGGUCCUGUGACAGGAGUGGCAAUAGCCUUGCCAUUAGGGCAGGAGGUCCCAUACAUAGUUGGGCUAUUUCUCUAGAAGGCAGGAAACUUGAUAUAUGACUAAGGAAAACCUGAGGCUGUGUUUCUCUAGUGCAGUUACCUAAUUGCUAGCCCAGGCCCCCAGACCCCCACCCUACUUUCUGAUUGGGUUUUGUGAUGGGCAACCCAAUGGUCAGGGGCACCAAAGCCCCAGAAAAAAAAUCUGUGAUACGGGAAAUGCUUUUCAAAGCCAAUCCUUUGAUGCCUUCUUUAAGAAAGAGAUCUCACAUCCAUUCAUCCAUCUCUUCACAAUAUUUGUUCAGCACCCACUAGGCGUCAGGCAUUACGCUGUCAUUAAAAGAGGACAGAUUUUUUGACUAGAAUCAGCGGCAGGCAGUGUUCAGAGAAUGGUGGAGUGGCCACAACCACAGAUGCGGGUCUUCCUGUUUGAGUAGCUGUAGCUCAGAGAUUAUGUUAAUUGAUUCUUGGCAUUCAAAUUCUCUUUAUUCCCUUUAAAACCACGAGACCAGCCCUGCUGGAGCACUGCCCUUGGAAUUAAGUAUGGGUCCACCUCAUACUUAGCCAUUUGUUCAUUCCAAGUGCACUCAAAACAAAAGUAUGUGAGUUUCAGUCACAGGUCAGGCCUGGGGGCAGGACAUGGUUCCUGCCCGUGGGAAAUUCACAAGUACAGGACGCAUGUAGACAAGUUACAAAAUGGGCAAGAGCUCAGCGGUGGCAUGAGGAAGCUGUGAUUUACUAUCUUCUGGGCCAGAGAAACCUUCCUGAAAGGAGUAAUGAUUGAGUUAUGUUUUCAAAACAGAGGAAUUUUCCAGGAGAACAAAAGGCUUGGCAGGACAUUGGUCAUGAGGGAAGAGCUUGUGCAAAGCUAGAAGAAUGGAACUCCAUGACAGGCCCGUGGAGUGAUUUGGUACAGCCGGCGAUGAGCCAUGAGGAGGGGGUUUGGUUGCACAUGGGCAGGGCGGGGUCAUAAAGAAAUUUGGAGAAAAGGUGGAGGAGCUAGACCUCACUGUGUACGGGGUUUGGAGCUGCUGCGGGCUUAUUAUCAGGGUGUCAUGAUCAUCUUGCAUUUUAGAAACAAGCCCUUUAGUGGCUGAGUGGAGAGGGCCUGGAGGAGAGAAGCAUAGGAGAUCUCACAUGAGGCCCUCCCGAAAGGUCAGCACCAAAGCACGUUUGGUGGCCUGCUUUCAGGCCACCAAAAGAAACUAUAGUUUCUUUUAUAGCAAAUAGUGAGCUUCCAGCACAGAAUUCAUUUGAAAUUCUUUGGAUCAGGCAUCCUAAGAGAGAUUUUCAACAAGAAGAGGGAAAUACUCAAAGAGCAAAUGCUUAGUGCAGUUUCCGGGGCAGUCCUGUCUUGGUGCAGGAUUGCUGGGAGCGCUGUUGAGUUACUCCAAUUCCUUCUUCCUUUGCAUGCCUCGGCUGUGCCUGCUUAGCUCCAGCCUUGAGGCCAUGCACUGAAUGCUGUUGAAGCACACAUGCAGUCCAAACCAACCGGGUUUUAGGGUGAGAGGAAGGGGCAUUUUCUUUGGCUUGGAUAAAAGCCGUAUCUGUCUGGGAAAGUGUAUAUAUGGAGAGCUUAGAAUUGGUAGGCAAUAGGUGCAUUUUUAGUAAAGCUACUGUGCUUGGAUAUGCUGCAGAAGAGGGAGGAGAGAAUUUGAACCAAUCUGCUGUGUUAUGGAUGCUGAGCUGGGAAGUGGAGAGGUUUCUGAGCCUCUCUCUGUGGGAAGACGGACAGGGUUAGGCAUGAAGAGGUAGGGGAAAUGGGUACAGAGAGAAGCAUGGCUCCAGUGACUAACUGUGCGCUGGUGGCUGGCACCAGCAGUGAUGUGGGAGAAGAGUCCACACUAUGUGAUCUUAAACUUUGUAAAGAAAACACUGCCAAGAGACAGCCCCGUAGCCUGGACCUGGGCUCCAUUAGAGCCUCCUGGCCUACCAAUGACCCAAGGAACUGCCUGACUUCAGCUAGGUUAUACCCAGAUAAAAAUAACCUCCCUCACACUCUGGUAAUGAAAAUGCUGCUCUUCCUCUGCAGACAGAUUAGGUCUUUUUAAAGGACUUGUGGGGACCUCGGAUGAGAAGCCCGGUCUAGUUAGAUUCCCCACCAGAAGGCAUUGCCCUUCUACUCCCAGUUCGUGUGUGUGAUCCUUGAAUCCUGCUCCCUUAGUCCAAUGCUGUGUCACUCCUGAGAGUGGCAGGAAAGCCACACAGAUGUCGUUUGGCACUGUCCUAACAGGGCCACCACUCUUGCCAGCACGAGGAGGGCUAGAAAGCCACUUCUCGGGUUGCCGUGGGUUUGAGAGGGCCAUUCACCCUGCAGCACAGUGCACUUCUGAAAGUGUAAAAGGUUAAGAAGAAGUUCGGAUUUUUCCAUGGAGGGAUGUGUAGGGGUAAACAUAAACAUAGCCUACUGCCGACCUGUAUGUUAUCCUUUGCACAAGUGCAAAUUUUAUGUUCUAGUUCCAGGCUAAGAGUACUCAGCUUUUGAUGAUUGAACAAAUGAGAAAACACGUGACCCUUCCUCCCUGUACUCCUGCAGCCUUCCGAAGGCCUGAAACUGGUUGGCACAACUGCAGGUGACUAUGAGCAUAGGGGCGAUAGACCUUUGCACCUCUUGGGCCUGAGCAGCUCUCUAAGGCAGUGACAUUCAAAGAGCCUGGAAAAGAGGGAACAAAUCUAUGCUCUCCACUUUCUCAGGAAGGACAGGGCACCUCACAGUUUAAAAUGCAGUGGCACUGAUCCACAUCUAUUCCAGAAGGACUAAUGUAAUACGGGAAGUCAGAGGCCGGCCCUGAUGGAUGAAAUGUGCUCACUGGUUAUCUUCUGUCUCGGUUCCGUUGGUGCCCCAGGAUGCCAGCACAGAGACAGCAGAGUGAUCACUCCCAGGGGCAUACUUUCUGCAGAAAUAGCAUACACACACACAGAGGUGUCACCGAGGCACACCCAACUCUCCUGGGCCCCUCAUGGUGAGAAGCCACCCUCACCCAGGAACCAAUAUGGGGGCUUCAAGAGGCAUGUCCCUAAUGGACAAAGCUUUUAUUGUUUUUAUAGAGACAGGUUUCUCUUUUCAGGAGCAAUUAGAAUCUCCAGCUAGAGGAUUUCUGAAAAUCCAGAAGUGAUGGUUUCCACUUAGUUUUAGGGACUAGGUUUUGCCAAACUGAUUUGCCUUUGAGAUUUCCCCAGAAGUUGCAUCAUCACUAUGAGAAAUGGGGGCCUGAAGAAGAAAGAGAAGGGGUAACUGUUACUGACACAGGGGGAGGUGGGGAACCCUCCGGCAUGGCUGGCCAGGGCUGCAUGUGAGAGGGUCCUGGGGGCUGUGGCAGUGCGGUCCACGCGGUCGGCUCCUGGAUGUUCUCAUGCGCUGUUUCCCAAGCAGCGGAAUGUGGCCAGCCGUGAUGGCAAACCCCUCAGUGGUGUAAAGAAAACAUGGCAAGAGUGUAGGGGGCGGUGGGAGAAUCACUGCAAAAACACCCUAACCGCUUCUCCCCUCCCUCAAAUCAUCUUGUAUAAAGUUUAGAAGCUCAAAGUUCAGAUUAAAAUGUGGGUGCCCAUCGUGACCUCAAGACACUUAAACUAAGUACAGGGGUCACAUUUAAA
This is a messenger RNA of Manis javanica (Malayan pangolin), 8061 nucleotides long. RefSeq names its product adducin 2 (gene ADD2). Lineage: Eukaryota; Metazoa; Chordata; Mammalia; Pholidota; Manidae. Gene Ontology annotation, biological process: barbed-end actin filament capping. Gene Ontology annotation, molecular function: actin filament binding. The record is from RefSeq and is a predicted model, not a curated record. Gene Ontology annotation, cellular component: plasma membrane; cytoskeleton; postsynaptic density.